This is a messenger RNA of Gamsiella multidivaricata, 2676 nucleotides long. Its product is annotated as Spc98 family-domain-containing protein. The transcript is spliced from 11 exons. Gene Ontology annotation, molecular function: microtubule minus-end binding; gamma-tubulin binding. NCBI's taxonomy places the organism in Eukaryota, Fungi, Mortierellomycota, Mortierellomycetes, Mortierellales, Mortierellaceae. Gene Ontology annotation, biological process: mitotic cell cycle; microtubule nucleation; spindle assembly. Gene Ontology annotation, cellular component: equatorial microtubule organizing center; centrosome; gamma-tubulin small complex. The record is from RefSeq and is a predicted model, not a curated record. The coding region runs from base 64 to 2622 and encodes 852 amino acids.
CUCCCUUUCAUUCGAGGCAACGAGCUGACCACCGGGGGACACUUUUUUUUUUUUUUUCACGGGAUGGACAAUUCAGAUCAGGUCGCACAGGCUAUUCAGGCACUUGUCAGGUUACAGUUGCAGCGGGAUGGACAUUCAAAUGGAGACCGGAUGGAUUUGGACAUGGACCCGAGCCAGGACCAGACUGCAGCAGCCGACGCCGCUUACGAGGCCACCAUAAAGGCUGCCCAGGAAUACUGUCUUCGAAUUCUAGGAAGCCGCAUGGCUCCUUCGCUUGUCUCGGACGAUAUCCAUAUGUCGGAUCUUAUCAAGAAGAAGCUUAUGCGGGAAGACCCUACCUCUGCCAAGGCGAUCCGAUUCUCUCACCUCUAUACCAAAUUGUCAGCUUGUUCAGUGUUGACGAAAAAGUGGUCCAUUCUGUAUUUCCUCCUCGCCGUCAGUGAGCAAUCAUCGACUGCAGCACUCGACAGUCGCUCCAACAACCAGCCACUCUCCUUCUUGGGACUUCAUAAUCUGGAUACAGCACGGACACGGGACCGGAAGGGUACUGAGCAGGCGGACACGACCAUGGCUUCACAUUCAGGACACGGAUCAACCCAUAUACCUUCACAAUCCCGGACCACGGCCUAUGCCAAUCUUUUGAAUGAUCAGAUCAGGAAUGGUCAGCAAGAGGUGGAAGAGUCGGCACUGCUCCGUGAUUUGAUUUUUGUCUUUCAAGGAAUCGACGGCAAGAUUGUUAAAUUCGGCGCAGAGUCAGGAGCAUGUGCGAUCGACCCGUCUGUCAAUAUCUCCAAUGCUACAAGAAGCCUUGUCAAUCGACUCACAGAACUUGGAUGGCUUUAUAAGAAGAUCGACGCAUAUAUCCAAAAGACGCUCAAGGAGGGAAUUGCCGGACUUGUUGGACAGAGCUUUUGUUCCGCACUUCAACACGAGCUGGUUGAUUAUUUUCGACUCAUAGCAGUAUUGGAGGCUCACAUAACAAAGGACUCAGUUGCGGAUGGAUCAAAAGGAUUGUCUUUGAAGCGACUUCUCGUUUGGACGCAGGAAUCACUGCAGCGAUUGCGACUCAUGUCUGUCUUGGUGGAGUGCUGUCAAAAUUUACAGGGUGGUGCUCUGGUCUCAAUGGUCCAUGAUUAUACCCAGCAUGGAGAUCCGCUUAUCCAGCAGUUCAUCCAUCAUAUGCUUGAACGGAUCUCCGCACCGUUCUACGUCAUGAUGCAACGCUGGAUCUACGAGGGAGAGCUGGAAGACCCACGGACAGAGUUUUUUAUAGCAUAUGAUCCUGAUGUCGAGGAGGAGGACAUGUGGCAGCGGAAAUACUUUAUUCGCGAGGAGAUGCUGCCCGCUUUUAUCGAUAUGGCCUUGGCAAAGAAGAUUCUUUCCAUAGGCAAAUCCCUCAAUUUCUUGAGACACAAGUGCGAUGAUGCGGACUGGUUGUUACAGCACCAUGGCGUGGGAAAGUCCCUGAAAUAUGGCGAUAUCGCUGAGUUGGAGGGAUCAAUAGAUGCAGCCUACAUCGGCACUAGUCAGCGCCUUCUUCACUUACUAGUGACCAAGUUCAAGUUGGUCGACCAUCUCACUGCCAUUAAGAGAUAUAUUCUUCUCGGCCAAGGUGACUUUAUUCAGCAUCUUAUGGAGUCGCUUGGGUCAAAUCUCUCGCAGCCUGCAAACACUUUGUUUCGGCAUAACCUCACAGGAACUUUGGAAACAGCCAUACGGAGUUCGAACGCGCAAUAUGAUGACCCCGACGUUCUGCGCCGUUUGGACGUUCGACUGCUGGAAAUCUCACCGGGAGACAGUGGAUGGGAUGUAUUCUCGCUUGAUUACCAUGUGGACUCGCCCAUCAACACCAUUUUAACACCCGUGGCCAUGCACCAAUACCUCAAGAUGUUCAAUUUCCUGUGGCGCGUUAAAAGAGUCGAAUAUGCGCUUUCGUCUGCAUGGAGACGCCAGACGACGAGUGCCAGGGCUAUCAGACCUAUUCUAGAACUCGUGCCAGAACUACACCAUUGCCGGAUUGUCUGCAGCGAGAUGAUUCAUUUCGUGUAUCAGCUCCAGUACUAUAUCCUCUUCGAGGUCCUUGAAUGCUCAUGGGACGAACUUUUGAAGGCCAUUGGGAGCCAUGCCACGGACCUGGACUCGUUGAUCGAGGCUCACACCAAAUAUCUGCGGGAUGUCACUUCGAAGGGUCUUUUGGCAGCGUCACACGACGUGAACAUGAUGCCGCGCUUGCUCGAGCUUUUGGCGACGAUCCUGGACUACAAGGUCGCGCAGGACAACCUUUACAAUUAUGCUUUGGCUGAGGUUGAGCGUCGAGAACGUCUUGCUCAGACCGCAGAUCGGAGGACACGCCAUGGACAGUGGGGUCUGACAGACCAGGAUGAUACCCUGGAUAGGAUCCCGGACGAGCAGUUCGAGGAGUUGAUCCCUGGGCUUUUAAGGUCCUUGACCGAGUACUCUAUGCAGUUCAAGCGCGAGCUCUCGGAUUUGCUGAUCACGCUCUCUGCGGAUGGGGACUCGGACCUGCGGUUCUUGAGCUUCAGACUGGACUUUAACGAGUUCUACCUGGGAUCCUUAAAGGCUGCAACUGCAGGCGUCCGGAAACCGACAGCACUACGCUAGAGGUGCAGGCAUCUCAUUAGCUGGACAAGACCAUGGCGAAGGAUAGGGCGUGGU